UUAUAAAUUUCCUCAUUAUUUGUGGCAACUAUCACGUCAAAACUUUGUUUAUUUUCAUUUUUCGGUAACUUUGAGAAAUAAAAUUUGAUAAUUAACAUGUCUGUUUUAAGCACUUUAUCUCUAUUAAGUCGAUUACCUACGGCACUCAAAGUAUCUAAUGUUACUAGGAUUCUCCUCACAAAGCAACAGAAUGUUAUUAUGGAGGCUGUACGCAAAAUGUCUGAUGAAAGGAAGAUGCAUAUAACCCCUACUAGAUUCCAGUACACUCGCUUUAAGGAUGACUUCCAUUUCUACAUUACAUUAGGAAUUGUCCCUCUAACUCUUCUUAUCCUUUAUGUAAACAUCUUCAUUGGGCCAGCCACAUUGACUGAAACUCCUGAAGAUUAUCAACCUAGACAUUGGGAAUAUCAUAGGCAUCCCAUUACCCGAUUUAUUGCUAAAAAUUUUCAUCUUGAUCCUCAAAUCCAUUAUGAGAAAACAAUUCAAGGAUUGGUUGAAGAGGAAGAAAGAGGCAACUGGAUGAGAACGAUUGAUAAAGUGAAUAAAUUGAUGGGUGAAAGAGAUGAUUACAAAGCCUGGUACUACUUGGAAUCUGAACACGGAAGGCAAAUCAGAUAUGCCAGAUAUGAAAAUGAUAAAUUAGAGGAAAUGAAAGGUUACAAAUAAUCAUAUUUCAGAGUAGAUAAUUUUUUAGAGAUGUUUGUAACAACAUAUGAAUUGUUAAUUACAAAUAUUUUGGAAGUUUUGUUAUUGUGUAAAUAGUACUUAUUAAAAACAUUUCUUUGAUUUCUUGUUAUUUGCCAGUUUCAUAUAUUUCCUAAUAAAUAGUCCUUAUUGUUUGUUUGGGCUAAUUAUAGCUCUUACUUUUUACUGGUUAUUAUACUUGCAAGUUUCCUUAGUGAAGGGUUUUUUGCAAUCAGCUACUGGAAAGUUUGUGUGAAUAAAAUAUUUCCAAAGAA
Molecule: messenger RNA, 959 nt
Organism: Parasteatoda tepidariorum (common house spider)
Lineage: Eukaryota; Metazoa; Arthropoda; Arachnida; Araneae; Theridiidae
Gene: ND-SGDH
Product: NADH dehydrogenase (ubiquinone) SGDH subunit
Cellular component (GO): respiratory chain complex I
Source: RefSeq, a predicted model, not a curated record